AUGUUCAAGCUCGCCGUGUUCGCCGCCCUUGUGGCCGUCGCCUUUUCGAACGUGGCCGCGCCCGCUAUUUGCCUGGCGUGCCCCGGUUUCCCCGGCUUCCAGCUGCCCAGCGUGUUCAUCGGCCCGAUCACCUUGGACACGAACAACUGCCAGAACAUCAAGCCCACCUGCAACACCGCCAACACGCACAUCGAGAUCGACGGAAAGGCCUGGGACAUGCAGACCGCUCUCGUCUGCACCAACCAGAAGUGGACCCUCAACGGCAAGGCAGUCGAGUCGGUCACCUGCGCCGCCGACAAGCCCACCAACUCUGGCCGUCAC
Molecule: messenger RNA, 321 nt
Organism: Mesorhabditis spiculigera
Lineage: Eukaryota; Metazoa; Nematoda; Chromadorea; Rhabditida; Rhabditidae
Source: the annotation of a GenBank genome assembly